Molecule: messenger RNA, 1537 nt
Organism: Punica granatum (pomegranate)
Lineage: Eukaryota; Viridiplantae; Streptophyta; Magnoliopsida; Myrtales; Lythraceae
Source: RefSeq, a predicted model, not a curated record
UAUAUAUGUACAGGCGCUUCUCUCCUUUUAGGCUUUUAUGUUUUAUCACUCCCAUAAGCACAACACAAGCACUAUCCUCGCUUCUCUUUCUAAUUAAAGAUAAAAAAAAAAACUUUUUAUCACCACCAUUGAGAAUGUGGCGGGGACGUACGGCUCCGUUCUCUCCUCCGGCCGCAGUUGCCCGCGCUACCCUGACCGUCCUGCUCGCUCUCCUUGUCAUUAUAAGCCCGACUGGUGCAUGGCGCCCGUGGCCCCGCCUGGCCAAUUCCAAUGGCUCAGAUGCCAUGAUCGGCGGCUCGAAGAAGUAUGAGGGGUCGUCCGAGUUCGUGCACCUGAAGUACCACAUGGGCCCCGUCCUCACGCCCAACAUCACCGUCCAUAUCAUCUGGUACGGAGUGUGGCAUAUGCCCCAGAAAGAGAUCAUCCGUGAGUUCAUCAGGUCGAUCUCCGCCACCAACGUGAAGCGCCCCUCCGUCGCCGGUUGGUGGAGCACUGUAAGGAAGUAUACCGACCAGACUGGAGGGAACAUCUCCGGCACGGUCCUCCUCGGUAAAGAGCGAGACGACCAACUAUACUCUCAUGGCAAGAGCCUCACUCGAUUAUCGGUACAGUCUGUUAUAAAAGCUGCGGUCACGGCGAGAUCGAGUCCUCUGCCGAUCAAUCCCAGCGGUGGGGUCUACCUAGUGCUCACAUCCGAGGACGUUUACGUCCAGGAUUUCUGCAACGACGUCUGUGGGUUCCAUUACUUCACUUUCCCAUCGAUUGUCGGGGAAACUCUCCCUUACGCGUGGAUUGGAAAUAGCGCAAAACUGUGCCCCGCGGUGUGCGCGUAUCCUUUCGCCGUGCCAACUUAUAUCCCGGGGAUCAAGCCUGUGAAGCCGCCGAACGGGGAUAUUGCUGUGGACGGGAUGGUGAGCGUGAUAGCCCACGAGAUCGCGGAGAUGGCCUCGGACCCGCUGGCUAAUGCCUGGUAUGCAGGCGAGGACCCAAGCUUCCCCGUGGAGAUUGCAGACCUGUGCGAAGGCAUUUACGGGACGGGGGGAGGUGGGUCAUACACGGGCCAGAUGUUGAAGGCCAAGGAUGGGGCCACCUACAACAUGAAUGGAGUCCGGAGGAGGUUCUUGGUUCAGUGGGUGUGGAACCAUCUGGUGAGUUACUGCAGCGGUCCCAAUGCACUUGACCAGUGACUCCGGGCCCAGGUCAAUUCGAGUCAUUUCUUGGGGCUUGGGCAGCAGCAUGGAGUCCUAGCCAUUUUCCGAGUAAUGAAUCGAUUAGGUUCGGUAAUCAAGGUUGACAGAACAUGUAGUAACCAUAGCAUGCCUUCUCUAGAAUCAAAAUGCGGAAUGUCCGCAGCAAAACUCUAUUGGUAACCGAGUAUAGUGAAAGCAGCCGAAAGAAUGGCAUAUUUACAUGCUCGGGUACAGUCUCGUGCGCACGCUCUCGCAAUGCGAACCAUCAUUGUAAGCUAAACUAGUGAAAGAUUGUUACAAUAACCGUAUUAAGAGAUAAUAAGUUACAGGUUAUGCUUGCCCUCUUA